AUGAGACACCCCUUCCCCGCGGAGAGCGGCGGGGGGCGCGGCCGUGCCGUCAGCGAGCGCCCAGACGCUGUUCGUCUGGGGGCUGGAGGCGGUGCCGGGGCUGGAGGGAUUGCUGCUGCUCACUCCCUGUUUUCAGCAUUUUCCAAGUUUGGGCCGCUCUACUCGGUGCGCACGCACAGAAACGCUGCCGUGGCAGGGCCUGGUUAUUACGCUGUGCUGAAGUUUUAUUCCUCCAGAGCUGCCCACAGAGCCCAGCGCGCGUGCAACGGGCAAAGGCUCUUCCAGAAAUCUCCCUUGAAGGUCUGUGUUUGCACCAAGCAGAGAGCAUUCCAGAUGCCGGUGCUGGCUCUCAACAGCAACAAAUGCCAAGAACUGGCCAACCACUACCUUGGCUUUAACGGCUGGUCCAGUCGCAUCAUCACACUGCAGAAUGUUUCUGGCUUUGAUAAUGAGAAUGAGGAGAUGGGAAAGACCUUACAGAAGCGAUCCCUUAAAUACCUGUGUGCUGUGGAAGUGACAAUUCCCACCCACGGGGUACGCAGCAGGGGAGUUGGCCUCGCUGAGGCUGACAUAGAAAAUGGUGAAGAUCCUCUUGAGUUUGUCACAGCCACAAGAAGAGUUCAGAAACUUGCAGCUGGGAAAGCUUUAUCCAGCGCUUUUCAGAAGAUACUCCUCGUGGUUUUAGACACCGGUAAAGUGGCUGUGGAGUACAACUGCACCCAAGAGGAGCCCACAGACUCUUUAACAGAAGAGGAACUGAAGGGGCUUAUUCAGGUCAAUGAAUUGUCCUUGGUCUUGGACCAGACUGACUUUGAAGAAGUUUUGUCUGAUCUCAGCUUUGAUGAUAACCUCCCUCAACAGGAGGCACUGUCUAAUUAGUGCAGCCCAGUCUUCAGCUAUUUUGCAAAGUGC
Molecule: messenger RNA, 912 nt
Organism: Tinamus guttatus (white-throated tinamou)
Lineage: Eukaryota; Metazoa; Chordata; Aves; Tinamiformes; Tinamidae
Source: RefSeq, a predicted model, not a curated record